AUGUCGGCGGAAAUCGCACUGCUUGUCAGCAAUGGCUGGCAAGCCGUGCAAAGUUGGUUUCAGGAACAACGUUCCUUUGCUGUCUGGUUUGCUGCUAUUGUAUGCUGGGCUUCUUGGUGGUGCUGGCGAUUCAUUAUCACACCUCGAAUUUCUACUCUGGAGGUAAAGGAAUACCCCUACUGGAUACCUGAAACUGUUCAAUACAGCGAGGUUAGCAAAUAUAAAGGGAAUCUUAAAGUUCUCAAAGAACCGAAGAGACUGAUGAUACUCAAAAGGCAGCACUUUCACAACACCAAUGAACCAUUGCAGCUCACCUUGUUUGGAGCCAGCGUGUACUUUGUCAGCCGGGCUGAGGAUGUGAGUGAGAUAUAUCGUAACGCGCGUACAUUCACCUUUGAUGAGUUCUACCAUCAUAUAUUCAUCAGCAUGGGAACCUCUGGGGCAAGUGUGCAACAAAUCUUCGCACCACUACCAGCGAGGAUCAAAGAUCCUGAAAACACACAGGGUAAGCCAGUCGCCAAGCUUGCCAAGGAAUUGCAGAUCGCGCAACUGCAGCCAGGCUCCGGACUCGACGCACUCGAGCGCGCCCAGCUUGCUUACUUGGAGUGCCACGUACGACCUGAUGCUGUGCUCGAAAGCCGUUAUCGAUACCCAGACUUCCUUGGAGGAGAGCUGCCCAGUCAAACGGGAUCUGUCGAGAUGUCUCUUUGGCAUUGGUGUGCGGAUCUGAAUGUGCGAGCCUCUCAGAGGGCCUUCUUUGGCAGCGCCCUUGACCGCCUUGAUCCUGAUUUACCCCAGAAGUUUCUGGAGUUUGACGAUCUGAGCUGGAAGCUUCUCUAUAAAUUCCCCUUUUUUCUGGCCCGGGAUACGAUUGCGAAGCGUGAUUACCUGAGAACAGCUCUAAAAGCCUUCUAUAACCUUCCACGGGAGAUGCGAAACGAUGCGGAGGGCUGGGCUCUUGACUCGACUGAGGAUAGGCUGCGUGCUAUAGGCAUUCCAACCGAAGACAUAGCUUCUAUUGCGCUCAUUCUUUACUGGGGUGCCAAUACGAACACUCGAAAAGCUGCAUUCUGGUUGAUUUGCCACCUUCUUUCUAAUCCAUCACUUAUCGACCCAAUCCGUACUGAGACGGCUGGCGCAUUCGGGCCCGAAGGCACCAUCACGAACCUUGUCCAUCUCCAUCGGCACUGCCAUCAACUCGAUGCGACGUGGAAUGAGACUCUACGCCUAACAGGCGUCGCGGCCUCUUUGCGUACUGUGACGGCCGAUACAGUACUUGGCGGUCGCAUGCUGCGAGCUGGCAAUCCCCUGAUUAUUCCAUAUCGUCAGCUCCAUCACGACAAAGGCAUCUUUGGCGACGACAUCAUGACUUUUCGCCCGGAACGGUUUCUCAAUACUAAACUGAAGAAAGGCAAGCGGGUAUGCUUGGAGCAUUUUCGUCCCUUUGGCGGCGGCAGCACAAUCUGCCCGGGUCGUUUCAUCACCAAAAGGGUUGUCAUGAUCCUUGUGGCGCUUCUUCUAAGACGCUUCGAUAUAUCAAUGGCCGGAGGGUCCCAGGACAUGCCUCAAGCUGAUGACUGGAGUCCUUUCUUGGGCAUUGCAGGCGUCAAACCUGGCCAUGAUAUGCGCAUCAGACUGACACCGAGAAAGGCCGCGGCCACAUGA
Messenger RNA from Metarhizium brunneum ARSEF 3297, 1665 nucleotides. The record is from RefSeq and is a predicted model, not a curated record. NCBI's taxonomy places the organism in Eukaryota, Fungi, Ascomycota, Sordariomycetes, Hypocreales, Clavicipitaceae.